GGUCAUGUGGCUUUCAGCAGCCAAUCACGUUACAGGAAAGGGAGGCACAGGAUUCCGGCCUAAUCAACGACAACACAGCUCCAGUCUGAAAGACGAAGAGAAGAAACUGGAUGAUAUAACGGGUUUCCUCUCCGUCAUACCGCCGUUAUCUACCAUGCUCUAACAAAUCCCUACUCAACAUCCCAAGAGUUGGCAGUCGUACUGACAUGGCAUCUGUUUACUGAGCUGGCCCGUCCUCAGCCACUGCGAGCAUCAAGCACCGGUUGUACGAUUUACCAAGUGAAUGAGCCUGACCCAACAUCGCCAUGGAAACAGAAACAGACGUUAUUCCUAUCUGGCAGAAUAAGCCUCAUGGAUCCACCCGUAGUGUUGUGAGAAGAAUAGGUUCAACUCUUCCUCUCAGACCUCCACAGAGGGCAUGUUUUCAGGAAUUACCAGGCCUGCCCUCUCUUCGGCCUAUGGAUGGCCCUAUGGUUCCUACCUUGGCAGACAUAGCCUGGAUCGUUGCAGAUGAAGAAGAGACGUACGCCAGAGUGCGGAGUGACAGUCGUCCCCUGAAACAUGAGUGGCGGCCCACGCCUCUCCUGGUGCUCCACAGGAACUCAUCCGUGCCCAACUUCCGCCGUGAGGGGAAAAGAAUGGAGGGGCUCAAGAAGCCUGGGGUCACGGCGAUGAACCGUACCACCGCCCUGCAGGACGAGCUCAGCAGACUGCGGGCACAGAUUGCCAAGAUAGUGGCAACUGAUUCUGGCUCCAACCCCCUGACCCCUGACCUUCUCUCCCCAGACGACACAAGUAUGAGCUUCUCCAUGGCGCCUUUUGAGACGGUGCCCUACCAGCCGGCUGCCACAGCUGCUGCCUCCUUUGUCAUAAGUGAUGUCACAGAGGAGGAGGAAGAGGAGGAGGAGGAGGAGGAAGAUGAGAAAGAUGUGGUUUCUGUGGUGUCGGAACUUGUUCCCGACCCUCUGCCGCCUGUUUCCAUGACAGCAUCAGCGACCUUUGACCUGGACAGACCGAGCAUGGACUUCCGAGAGGCAGAGGAGGACACAGUGUCGUUAUCAAAGUCCACUAGUUUCGCUGAUGUGAUGGACAUUCUGAAGGAUAUGAACCGCAUGAAGAUGAGCAAAGACAGGUACAACUACAACAGAGGCUGUACGUCCCUCAGAGAAGAGGAUUCAGCCAGUCUGAUUUCAGAAGCUCUGAGGAAAAAGUUUGUCCUGAAGGAAGAAGACACUGCCGCCAUGAAACGGAAGUGAUCAAAUAUUAACAUCAGUACCGAUCCUGCUGCUCCAUGCCUUUGCCUGUGGAAUAUGUACCCAUGGAUCCACAACCUUGCUCCUCAGACCCGAGGCAAAAGCUGUCUGCCAGAGAUAGAACAAAAACACACUUUGCCCCAGACAUUCAGAACCAAAUGUGAACUUCACAGCGCUGGUGCAAUGUGAGGGGGGAAACAGCCAAGUCUCGAUGAAAAUCUUCAGUUUCAGCAUUGAUUGCAUAAAACAUCCAGUCUAUUUCUCUCUGCAAAAAGGCUUUUAUUUUUAACUUCAUCUUGAUUAAACACUCAACAGACUUUUUCCCAGACACUUGCACUGUGUACAGGCUGUUUUGAUUUGAGACGCUUUUGUUUGAUUAUGUCAUAUCACAUUUCGGAGCUCCUUGCUCACAUACUACAAGUUAAAGCAGUUUUUUGGACUUCAUUUGCAGAAUGUCCCUUUAAGUAACUCUGAUUUAAUGCAAAUAAAACUCUUCAGAUAUGUAUAGAAGAAAUCUAACAUACUUGAAAACAUUUUGUGUACAGAUGAGAACGAUUACUUUUACAUGCAGAGAUGUACUGUAGAUCAUCAGUCAUAGUGUGUGUGCGUGUGUGUGUGUGUGCGUGUGUGAUCUUUAUGCUACAUCCUCAGAUCUAUACACUAUUUGUUGCUUGCGCCACUGCACCUCUUAUGCCUGUCCUCUUGUUUGUGAAUGACAUAUAUAUCAAUACUGAGUGAACCACAUGACACUGAUUUUGAAACACAAAUACUCCAAGGAUAUUCUUCUUCUUUUUUCUAUUUUUUUUUAAGGUGCAAAAUUAACAUCUCUCACUUGUUGCAUCCUAACACAAAGACGCAUGUACAGGUCUUUUACAAACAAUACUCUGAGUGUGCUGAUUGGUGGAUGAAACAGCCUUGCAUGGUGUUUCUAAAUGCUGUCGGUGAUUUCAGUAUGGGCAAAGAAAACUUAGCAAUGUGUACGAGUGUUUCUAAGUCAUUCUGCAUGCAGUUUUGACAAGUCAUGGGUAAAUUGCUUGUGUGAGUCAUGAUAAUAACAAUGAAUAUUAUAAAUGAUGCCUUACCACAGAACUCAUGCCUGUUCCUAAUGCCUGUGUUUUUUUUAAAGAUUAGUUCGAAGACCACAUCUUUGUUUUUUGUUUUUGUUCCUCACACAAAGCCUCAUUGGCUGCCUCUCCCCUAGUAUGCCCUCCUUCCUCCUCAUCAUUACUCAUCUCACAAACACACAGUGAAUGACAUCAAGAACCAGUCUGUGUUUGAUUUCCCUAAAAAUAGCCCUCCUCAGAGACGACUGUUGCUGUUGUGUCGCUUUUACCUCCACACAUCACACCUACUCUUGUUUUUCAUCUCGUCAUGUUUCAUGCCAACGUGAUUGGGAAUCCCUUUAGAACAGUUUUGCAGAGUGAAAAGUUGCCGCUUCGUUAUCGGUUUUGGAUUGAACAAAAAAAAAGAUGUGCCCUUUUGUGUCUUUGUAUGCAGUGAAGUAUAAGUAUGUUUGUGCUAGAUCUUCUUGAUGGUCAUUUCUCUCAUUGGUCAAAGGGUUGAAGUGGAAAAAGAAACAACUGUCUGAGAAAGACAUGUACGAGUUUCAGUAUAUUCCUUGUAUGUUUGUAUUUGAGAUGUUGAACCUUACACAGCAGUCUCCAUCUGCAACAGUAGUCCUGAUAAUGAACUUAAAGGGAGAAUUUGGUGUAGUUUCCACAACAUUUGUUUUUAAUUUCUUUUUCCUUUAUUCCAAAGUAAAAGGUUUUCACCAUUUUAUCCAUGUGAAUGUUUGAGCCAAUCACCACCAUUAGUAGUUGUUUUUUUUUAUUUCUUGUCAUUUAAGGACUUGUAAAUAAAGAUUUGCUGAUGUUUUGAAA
Labrus mixtus (cuckoo wrasse) is the source of this 3133-nucleotide messenger RNA. It is a transcript of the gene mtfr1l, whose product is annotated as mitochondrial fission regulator 1-like. Lineage: Eukaryota; Metazoa; Chordata; Actinopteri; Labriformes; Labridae. Gene Ontology annotation, cellular component: mitochondrion. The record is from RefSeq and is a predicted model, not a curated record. Gene Ontology annotation, biological process: mitochondrial fission; aerobic respiration. The transcript is spliced from 8 exons. Bases 306 to 1256 code for a protein of 316 amino acids.